Messenger RNA from Sinocyclocheilus anshuiensis, 1141 nucleotides. RefSeq names its product sodium channel modifier 1-like. NCBI's taxonomy places the organism in Eukaryota, Metazoa, Chordata, Actinopteri, Cypriniformes, Cyprinidae. Gene Ontology annotation, cellular component: nucleus. The transcript has 8 exons. Gene Ontology annotation, biological process: RNA splicing. The record is from RefSeq and is a predicted model, not a curated record. Bases 99 to 869 code for a protein of 256 amino acids.
AAACAGGAAGAAAGGGAUGUUAUUAGUAAGCCGGCGGUGGCGAAAUAAGAAAUAGCUGCUUUUAAUACCUGGAUAAACAAGACUGCAGGUCGCCAAACAUGUCUUUCAAAAGGGAGGGUGAUGAUCAAAGUCAGCUAAAUGUACUGAAGAAGCGACGCGUUGCAGAUCUUCUGUCUAACUUCAUCCCAGAUGAUGAAGCUACUCUGAUGAAAAACGGAAGAUACAGCUGCCUUGUGUGUUCUCACCGUCCUGUGUUUGACACUGUUGAUAUGCUCGUGGUGCACAGGAAGGGAAAGCGACACCUUGAAGGAAUGAAAUGGUUCUAUGGAAAAAAGAAUCACCUGCAACGUGAAAUUGAUAAAAGAAGACAUCAAGACUAUGUUAAAGCAGAAGAUGAUCAACAGGAACCCUCCAGUUCAGCUCCUCUACUGAGCCAAACACGUAAAAUUACCCAUCAUGCCCUACUCAGAACUGCUCCAUACAGUAGCUGCCACAGAAAGGCCAGUGAACGAUUGGAAUCAUCAGGAUGUGGUCAAGAAGACAGAAAAGAUCAAAUCAACAAUAUCAACUCAUCAACUCAUUCGUCCAUUAGGACAGGAAGUAUUGACUCCAUAGCAACAACUAGUACAACAGUGCAUCAGGGACAGACUAAAGAAAAAGGAGAGACAAAGAAGAGGAAGAACGGAUCCAGCACUGUGUGUGAGCCUCUAACAGAUGAGAGACGCAAAGAACUGGAACACUACCUCAAAUUAAAAAGUUCAGGGUGGCUGCAGGACAGAAGUGGUAAAUGGGUUAAAGAUGAGAAUGCUGAGUUUGACUCAGAUGAAGAAGAACCGGCUCUGUUACCUCCUUGCAGUGAAUCUUCAUAGUAGACUCAAUGCUGUUCAGUAACUGCCAAAAAUGCUUCAGAAUACAUUUAAACUGAACUGCGUGCAAGAUAACGAUAUUGUCUCUAGUCACAGCUCUCAUAUGACAUUUCUGUGACCUACUUUAUAUACAAUAAGGACGAAAAUAUAAGACAUUCUUUCUGGAAAAGAGUUUGUGCUGUUGCAUUUUGCAAAUUGUAUUAGUACUAUGUACUUGCCAUCGUGUUUAAACAAUAUCUGAACCAACAGAGGUUGUUUUAAUAUAGAACAUGCAA